Messenger RNA from Pseudovirgaria hyperparasitica, 1401 nucleotides. Its product is annotated as major facilitator superfamily protein. Lineage: Eukaryota; Fungi; Ascomycota; Dothideomycetes; Acrospermales; Acrospermaceae. Gene Ontology annotation, molecular function: transmembrane transporter activity. The transcript has 3 exons. The record is from RefSeq and is a predicted model, not a curated record. Gene Ontology annotation, cellular component: fungal-type vacuole membrane. The coding region runs from base 1 to 1401 and encodes 466 amino acids. Gene Ontology annotation, biological process: transmembrane transport.
AUGGCAACUACUACUGAAACGGCCUACCAGUCGCAUAUAAGUGCAUAUCCUUCCGACGACCUUGAACUGCACCAGACGAACCAGUCUAGGAUCAGUGACAUCGGCAGUCUGCAUGGUGCAUCAUUCGAGCAAGAGCUUCUGCCAAUCACACGCAAGACACAGAUCACUGUCUUGAUCUCUAGCUUCUUUUGCGUAUUCAUGACCAUCGGACUUAAUCAGACUUACGGUGUCUUUCAAAACUUUUACAUAUCGGACCCGAAUUCCCUCAUCAGCGCCAAUGAAAGACGAAACAUCGCGUUGAUAGCGUUUGUCGGGGUGCUCGGAGCAGGUCUUACGUGGGCAGGCAGUAUAUUCGUGAACCCCCUCAUGGCUCGUUCCAAUGAUUUGCGCAAGCUCACUGCGGCAGGCGCUCUGCUCAUCAGUCUUGGUUUCGCACUGGCCUCGCUAAGCACAACAACAUGGCAUCUCCUCAUAACCCAAGGUCUCAUCUAUGGCGUCGGCAGCUCGCUUCUAUACUUCCCAAUCAUGUCCAUCGCGCCUGAAUAUUUCGACGACCAUCGAGGUGCUGCCAUGGGCUUGAUUCUUGCCGGGUCUGGUAUAGGCGGCCUCGUGCUGUCGCCUACUACGCAAUAUCUUCUUGCCCGCGUAGGACCUCGAUGGACACUUCGGGUCCUAGCCCUGAUCAACCUAUUGGUUGCUGGUCCCGUGGCUUUGGCGACUAGUCCCUCCAGAAGUGUACAACGGCGACCAACGCUUGUAAAUAUAGCCAUUGCAAAGCGGCCAACAUUUAUACUACAAACGACUGGCGCCUUGUUGCAAGCAGCGGGCAAUUUCGUACCCUUGACGUUUUUGCCGGACUUUUCAGUUGCGCUGGGCUACACUACGGCGUUUGGGGCAUUGCUUCUGUCGCUGAACAGUGGCGUUAACUCGGCCAGCCGUAUAGUGAUGGGUAUCAUUGCUGAUAAGGCUGGCAGGCAAAAUACGCUAAUAGUCAGUGUGCUUGGGUCCGCGCUCAGUGUCGGUGUCCUGUGGUCGGUGGCAGCAACCGGCGGCACUAAUACCAAAGCACUUUGGGUGGCUUUUGUUAUUAUGUACGGCGUGACGUCUGGAGGCUACAACGCUCUUUUCCCCACCACGAUCACGGAGGUGUUCGGUAUACAAGCGUAUGCCUCAGUAAAUGGAUUUGCCUACUUUGUACGAGGUCUAGGGGCCUUUGGAGGCACACCAAUUGGUGGCGAAAUUCUGUCCAGGGAACAAGUUGACGGGUCUGAGAGGACUGCGGCAACUUUUCAAACCGUCAUUUGGUAUGAUACAGCCUUACUAAGUGCUGCAACAGUCUGCGUAAUUGGUGUCCGGCUGUUCGAUGCUUUGGACAAGAAGCACUUCAAGGUCAAAGCUUGA